This is a messenger RNA of Fonsecaea erecta, 1827 nucleotides long. RefSeq lists its product as hypothetical. The transcript has a single exon. Gene Ontology annotation, biological process: nucleoside metabolic process. Bases 1 to 1827 code for a protein of 608 amino acids. Gene Ontology annotation, molecular function: catalytic activity. The record is from RefSeq and is a predicted model, not a curated record. Lineage: Eukaryota; Fungi; Ascomycota; Eurotiomycetes; Chaetothyriales; Herpotrichiellaceae.
AUGGCACACCGCCGACUUCAACGCGAAGAAUACACGGUUGGAUGGCUGUGCGCGCUCCCGAUCGAACGGGCGGCUGCGGAGGAGAUGCUCGACGAAAAGCACGAAGAUAUCGACCAGGAUGCACGCGACAACAACCUGUACUCGCCCGGGCGUAUAGGGGAGCACAAUGUUGUUAUCGUCUGCUUGCCAAAUGGCUUAAUAGGCAACAACACUGCUGCAGCAAUGGCGGCACAGAUGAUGUCGACGUUCAGGUCGAUGCAAUUUAUCCUGAUGGUUGGCGUUGGAGGCGGCGUUCCAAGUCUAGAAGCAGAUAUUCGGCUCGGAGAUGUGGUAGUUAGCAACCCAAAUCAAGGUUAUGGCGGUGUGAUACAGUACGACUUUGGGAAGGCGACUCCUAGUGGCUUUCAGCGCACCGGAUUUCUGAACUCUCCGCCGUUACUACUAUUAAAUGCGGUUGCAAAGGCACGGACGAACCAACUCCGGGGGACGAGUAAGCUCCUAGAACACAUCUCCAAGCUUCGCCAUCUUCCUGAAUUCACACGCGGGGCCGCUGGGCCAGACGUUUUGUUCGAAUAUACUUACAAUCACGAGGGAGGACCGACAUGCCAGUCCUGCAGCGCAGAAAAGCAGGUUACUCGACAGCCACGAUCGAACGAAGAGCCUGUGGUUCACUACGGCACAAUUGCAUCGGGUAAUCAAGUCGUCAAAGAUGCUGCACAGAGAGAUAGCAUAAGCAAAGAGUUUGGAGGUGUGCUCUGCUUUGAAAUGGAAGCCGCUGGCUUGAUGAAUGGCUUUCCGUGUCUUGUCAUACGGGGCAUCUGCGACUACGCCGACUCACACAAGAACAAGAAGUGGCAGGCAUACGCAGCAGGGACAGCAGCAGCAUACGCGAGGGAAGUGUUAUCAAUGAUACCGCCGGCCGAAGGAGCGAAAGCUCGCGAGUUGGUUGAAACGAUCAAGGCAGCAAGUGGUCCCUUGUCUCGGCUUGUCUAUACUGGCCACAUGGCGCGAACCGACAUCCUCGUCAAUCAUCCGCUCCUCAAAGAAGACCUGCCUCUGGCCAGCCUCGUAUGCAAUUUGCAGUCGCCGCAUCAAGACGCUUAUAAAGGCGCCGACAUGGACGAAGAGGACUGGUCGGUUGCGCUCUUCGAGGACUACAGUGCAUAUGUGGGGAAGGGAAGACAGUCCCUCUUCAAGGAGGCUGUGUCCACCAUCUUCUCCCGUAUAUCCGACGCGAAGAUCGAUGAAAGGAUUCACGUCUCUGCAUCGAAGGCGCAGAAGUACACCCUGCUGCAGCCUCAGAUGCAGUUCCGAAAGUUGUGUAAGAUCGAGAGCGUCCGUGAGUGGAUUCGCGACAACUACAACUACAACAAGGACCUCUUCUUCGUGGUCGGAUACUUGACCAUGACGGGCGCCACUGUCGUCAGGGGACCUAGUGGUGGAGAGAUUCAAAGCAACCUCGACGCAACGCUGCCUCUUCCGGCGGGGGCGGCGACGAAUAUGGCGACGGCCAGAGAUUUGGACGCUCAAACCACGGCUCAUAUGAACCAGAACUCGCUCGAAAGCGUGUUUUACAAAGCCGACGGCGAGCAGAUCUUCUGCAUCUGCUACAGGAAGCUCAAGUUCUCUUGGUUCAGCCAGGAAAGCACCUUGGAUGGCUCAAAUAGGUGGAAGCUGUUCACUUCAAAUCGCGGCUCGUCCCGAGCUGCCAAGAGCUUUGUCGAGAUCGACAUUGACAAAAGAGAUUUCGUCCCCGAGAUCCCUCACGAGACGGUCGAGGGGCCACAGGAGAAGUAUAUUAUUCCUCAUCAACUCCCCCGUACUUAA